Lucilia cuprina (Australian sheep blowfly) is the source of this 2101-nucleotide messenger RNA. RefSeq names its product outer dense fiber protein 2. The coding region runs from base 116 to 1969 and encodes 617 amino acids. NCBI's taxonomy places the organism in Eukaryota, Metazoa, Arthropoda, Insecta, Diptera, Calliphoridae. Gene Ontology annotation, biological process: regulation of cilium assembly. The transcript has 2 exons. Gene Ontology annotation, cellular component: centrosome. The record is from RefSeq and is a predicted model, not a curated record.
AAAAUUAAUAGAUAAAAUAAUUGUAUUGAACAAAAUUUUAAGUUAAUAAUAAAAAGAAUUUAAUUUCAUAUUUAUAUAUUAAAAUUUUAAGUUAGAAAAAAAAAUAAUAAUAAAAAUGGCUAGUGAACCAGAACCAGUUUCGGCACUAUCCGAAAGAGAAGAAGCUGGAACGGAAUUUUCCACAAACGAAGAAUAUGCAGAAGAAAUUGAUAUUGAACAGCAUGAAACUGAUGAUUAUGGCGAAGAUUAUACACCGCUAAGUUCCAAUGAAGACCCCGAAAAUCAACGACAAUAUAAAGAAUAUAGACGUCUUGAAAGAGAUAUAAAAUAUCAAAAUGAAAUGUUGGAAAAUCUUAAAUUACAAAUACAAAAAAUGUCCGAUAAGCCUUGUCUAACACGCAGUGAACGUAAUGAUUUGAAAACCCUUAAAGAUAACUGGGAACAGGAACUACAAAAGCUACGUUGUCUUAUUGAAAAAGCUAUACAUUUACAGAAUUAUGGCUCGAAAAGACACUAUCGUGAAUUUCCACUUAUAACCACAUUCGAUGAAGAUAAUUUAAAUCUUACAAUGCGCACCUGUGAAACCUUACAAACACAAACAAAAACACAAAAUAGAAGAGCAUCUGGUGGAGAGUCUAGUGAAAUGGAUAGAUCCUGUUCAUAUCGUGAAAGUCAAAUGAGUGUAGCGGAAGAGAGAAAGCUAAUGAAAGAGAUUUGUGCCGCUCUUAAAGAAUGUAAUAAUCUUAAGGAAUGUCGUUUGCAUAAGAAGCAGCAAUCGCCAGCUGGCAAAGAAAAGGAUGAUUCAAUGGAUAGAAUUAACAAUAAAAUAAAUUGUAUGCAACAAACUAUAAGUAAGCUAAAGGAAGAAUUAAAGAAACGUAAUGCGCAGGCAAGUUGUUGUGGUUCUUGCAAUAAAAAUGAAACAAAUAAAAAAUCUACCGCUAUGACUCCAAGUUCAGGCCUAGAUACUCUAAUGUGUCUUGGCAAAAAAAGUGAAAAAACCGAAAAUUUUGAACAAUUAAAGGAAAACUAUUUGUAUCUGUUGACAGAAUUUAGCAAAAAGGAUGAACAACUUAAGGAUUUAACAAAAAAACUAAAAUCGUCCUGUGCCAACUGCAGUAGCAACAACGCUGACUCUAACAUCCAAGGCAAUGCCGAUGAAUCCGAAUUAAUACUUUUACGCAAUCGUAUCAAUGAAAUGAACGAAGAACAAGUCGAAUUCAAAUGUCUAAUGAGAGAACAAUCUGUGCAAUUGGAUGAUUAUCGCAAUAAAUAUCUAACGGCUCAACAAAAAGUCGAAGAACAAGCGGCUCUUCUCGAAAAGCUUAAUAUGAAUAAUAAACGCAUUGAAAAACAAAUAAAUCUAGAAGUUAAAGAGAUACGCGCCAAAUUUCAAGAAAAACUUGCUGAACUAUUGCAUUUUCCUAGACUUUUGGAAAACGAACAGAUUAAGUUGGCUCAAACGUGCAAGGAGAAGGAAGAGCUUGAAACUAAGCUGGUAAUAGUGUGUAAAGAACUUAAAAAGCUUAAAACCAAAACGCAAGAUAACAAUAGUGAAGAUUGUAAACCUCAAUUGCAAAGGUGUCAACAGGAAUUGGGUCAUGUCAAGAAAACUCUAGAAGAAAUACAAAAGCAAAGAGAUAUGUUCUGUGAACAGUUGAGAACUACCAUGGACGAUUUGAAUACAUUACGUUCGGAAUCAGCUAAAAUAAUAGCCAGAACAAAAGAGCGUGCCGAUGUUAUUAAGCAACAACAACAAGAUCAAAUUGAUCGUUUGGAAAAGCAAUUGGCACAGUGUCGUGCCACUGCUUGUUUGUCCGUAAGCGAUCGUGAAUCGGUUAUACGAGAAAUGCAAGGACAAUUGAAUACUUUGUCCUACAGUUUUGAUGCUGCACAAAAACAAAUUAAAACUCUUAGAAAUCAUAUAGCCUUUAUGUCUAAUGAAAAUAGUUUUCCCGCCAAAUGUUAAAGUAACUGCAACAGAGCAAAUCAAAGAAAAAAUUGUGUUUGGUUUUUCCGUUUUAAAUUUUCUAUUAUUCAAAUUAAUGUUAAUUUAAAUUUGUUUUUAAAUAAAUAACAUAAUUGAAUAUUAAAUUAUAAU